This is a messenger RNA of Entelurus aequoreus (snake pipefish), 2105 nucleotides long. It is a transcript of the gene lg14h5orf24, whose product is annotated as linkage group 14 C5orf24 homolog. The coding region runs from base 278 to 907 and encodes 209 amino acids. The record is from RefSeq and is a predicted model, not a curated record. The transcript has 2 exons. NCBI's taxonomy places the organism in Eukaryota, Metazoa, Chordata, Actinopteri, Syngnathiformes, Syngnathidae.
UUAUGAAUUUUUAAUGGAAAAUGGCGGCUUUUCUCAUCCAAAUCCUCGCAGCUCGGAGAUAAAAAAAAAAGCCAAGAACAAGGAGCUUCUUUUUCGGCCAUUGUUUAGCAUCGCGUUGACGCUCCAUUGCCGGCUGUCGGAUGCAAUGAGGGCCUGCUAGCAAGAGGGGAAAGAUGAUAUAUGAAAAUGGAUCUUUUCGCGCUCUGAGGCGAUGAAAGCUCCUUUUUGCUCCUUAACUCUUUCUGUGCCGACGUCAGACCACAAAUAAAAAAAGAAGAUGAUGCGCCAGGUGACAAGCGGCGACUUCUGCAUGAACGCGCGGCCGUCGUGCCUGGCGGAGGACGGCCACCUCCCGGCCGCGCACUUUGACCUCUGCGCCACGCAGCCCAACAAGUUCUACCCUCCUCCGCCGCCGCCGUCGCUCCAGAUGACGCUCGCCCCCAUGGCGCUGCCCGCUCAUAGCCACAAGGCCCUGGUGUGCCCCAGACAGGACGUCCUCGGGGGAGAGCCGCACUCGCCCGUCAAAUGCGGCGAGCCGGCCGCCGUGACGGUGACGGUCGGCGACGACGGCAAAAAGAAGAAGAAGGGCGGCGGCGGGAAGACGGGCCGGAGGGGGCGCCCGCCGGGCACCACCAAGCUGGCGGGCUACAGGACCAGCACGGGGCGCCCUCUCGGCACCACCAGGGCCGCCGGCUUUAAGACCAGCCCGGGCCGGCCGCUGGGCACCACCAGAGCGGCGGGCUACAAGGUGAGCCCCGGGCGGCCCCCCGGCAGCAUCAAGGGCCUCUCCCGCCUCAACAAACUGACGUACGCCGGCACCUGCAGCGGGGCCGCCUUCCCCUACCCUCUCCCCCACAAGGACAUCCUGUGUGAACCCUCGUGCGAGGACAAGAGUCCUACCCACUAAAGUUUUUAUCCCUCAUCAUCCCCUGCUUUUCUAGUCAUGCUUGGAUUGUUUGCACCAUAAAGCGCCCCUUGAACGCAACACCAGGCGCGCGUUGCGUUCACUGACCGCAUCUCCAGGUUAUGCGUUACGCUCACUGACCGCUUCCCCGGAGUCACAUGUUACGUUCACUGACCGCUUCCCCCCGGGUCAUGUGUUGCAUUCACUGACCGCUUCCUUUUGGUCACGUGUUGCAUUCACUGACCGCUUCCCCGAGUCACGCCUGGACAAACGGAGAAGUUUGAAAAGUCAGCAUGAUGUUUGUGAAACUGAGACUAACUAUUGCAAGGCGUGGCUACAAGUUGUCUUUAAAUGUGUCCAAUAAUAAUGCAUGCGAGUGGUGACCUUUGACCUACUAAGGAAGGCUAAUGGCAUCCCUUUGUUCCCAUGGAGACAACAGUGGUGGUAGUUCAUAGACAAUAUUCAUUAGAAUCGUGUAUGAUAUUAACCUGAUCCUUUUUUUGCUAUUUAUUUGUCUUUUCUUUGAAACACUAAAAUGAACAAGGACAACAGUUAGUGAAGUAAGUUAGCAUAUUUGUUAGGCCCAAGUAUUCAUUUCACCAUCUAAAUGUUACAUUUUUGUGCAAUAACGUGUUUCUCCUGAUUGUUGUCGUAUGCUUAGACGUUUGUGUGUCGUGUUUAUGUGCAGCUUGACCAUGAAAAAGCAUCGCCGGCCUUCACCAAAGAACGGGAUCUCCUUUCAUAACGUGAAUACCAAACGAUGAAUUAUGAUGUAUUAUUAUGGUUUUAUCACACACUAUCAGGCUCUACUUCAUGCACCCUUUUCAGGACUUUCUCAAGUCGUGAAUCUCACACAGAUAAAAACAAUAGUUAAAAGCAGAAAAAUAUGUGUAUUAUAAAUGAUGAUGUAGCUUUGAGGAAGAAUUGGCAGCUUGUUUUUUCACUUUAGUACGUCCGCUAUUUUUGAUCACUUUAGUGACUAAUAUGUCUGCAAUUUUUUAUCACUAGUCACUGUUGUAUGUCUGCUAUUUCACUAGUAUUUCUGCUAUUUUUUAUGACGUUUUGUGACUAGUAUGUCUGCUAUUUUUAUGUUCUUGCCAUCAUGAGACUUUUUAUAAUGUCACACAUCGCUGAAGACUUUGUACAUUUCUCAUUUUAUUCCUGCAUGGUCGUUGUGGAAUGUUUAAAAGUUGUGUAUUAA